Oppia nitens is the source of this 1164-nucleotide messenger RNA. Its product is annotated as transmembrane protein 192-like. The transcript is spliced from 3 exons. NCBI's taxonomy places the organism in Eukaryota, Metazoa, Arthropoda, Arachnida, Sarcoptiformes, Oppiidae. The coding region runs from base 218 to 1036 and encodes 272 amino acids. The record is from RefSeq and is a predicted model, not a curated record.
AAUAUAUAAGUAAUAAUAAUAAUAACAAACAUUUUGUUUUGCUAUCUAUUGUUUGUUUGGUCGCACAAAACGAUACAAACAAUCAAUCAAUCAAUUAAUCAUUGAAUUAAUCAAUCAAUUUGUCUGAUUUUGUCCAUCGAGAGUGUGUGUGGUGUGUAUGAUAUGAUCAGCGAUUUGUUGGAUCAACUAAACAAUAAUAAUAAUCAUCUACUGAGCCAUGGAUGACGACCUCCAGAUACUGACACUUCCCUAUCAUAAUGACUUGCAAUCGCUGUACAGUCAGACCAAUAACAAUACGGCUUUGGCUUUGAUUGUCCUUCAGUUUCUUCUUCUGUUAACAACAAUUGUGACCAGUUUUGUGAUACCAAUCAAUGACCUGACAAUUGAAACCUAUUCAUCCGUAUUGUCGAAAAGCGAUAUGAAGAUCAACUACAGCGACAACAACAAGAAGAUUAUGAACUCAUAUUUUUUGACAAUAGUGUCGCAUCUGAUUGUAUGGCUAUUGACACUAUCUAUUGGUUAUUAUAUGCGUAAUGUCUACUAUCGACGACUGAGAAUCUUAGGCUACUAUAAACACCAUCAACUGGUCCGAUGGUUGUCACACAUACCAGCGUUUGUAUUACACAAAUCCAAUGUUGCUCUACUGAUACUGACGGCCAUAUUGUACAAUAUUGGCCAGAAAGACAUCAUUAAACUAUCGGAUAAAAUCCAAUUGAAACCCGUAAACUUUGAACAGCUGAUCGUAACCGUAUCGGUGCUGAUAGUUAUGCCGUUUCUUAUCAAAUGGUUUUACCAUGAGAUCCGAUUUCGUACCGAUCGUAAUCCGCCCGAUAUUUUCUGUGUAGAAGAUCCGCAACGAUUGGUCACAUCGGCCGGACUCAAUGAGAUCGGUGUCAGGCCGUCAUCCUAUUUGGAGGACUUACUUGAAAAACAGGCCGAUUUGAUCUAUAAUCUCAAAUUACAAAAUACUCAUUUGCGGCAAAUGUUGUUUAAGGUUAGCCAACGUUCUGGUCGGGAAUCGCUUCAAUCGAGUUAACAAUACAUUUGUUUCGUCAUCGGGUAGUCAUUACUACAACUACUACUACAGUACUACUACAACAACAAAUCGUUGGACAGUUAUAUCACAUAUUUAUUUAUUUAUUAUUUUCGAUUUUUACAAUAAUA